AUGCUAACGCAGGCACUACAGCACUGGCAACUCAAAAAUCUCCUCUGUUCAGCAUCCUCCACAGCGCACAAUCGCGAACAACUCCUCUAUGUGUGCCGACAUAGCGUGCGCACGCUCGACUUUGCAGCCUCAUCGAUCGGUCUUGCGGGGCCCAAAUUUUCGUUUGAACCGAGAUCACUGACAUCGCGGUACGGCUGGAUUGUUGCUGGUGCUGAACAUGGCGUGCUAGCGAUCCUCGAUGAUCGCGGCGACCCGAGCACGUUGCAGGAAGGUCUGCGCAAACAAGAAGUCACGAUCGGUGGGUGUCUGGUGAAUGGCAUCCAUUUGUACAGAAAUGCAAAUGGUGAAGAGGUUGCGCUGGUCAGCAGUAAUGACCAUACCCUCAAGUCUUAUAAUGUCUCGCAAGGGAGACUAGAACGACCUAUGAGUAUGCAAACGGCGAUGAACCAUGCAACCGUCUCUCCCGAUGGACAGUGGAUGAUUGCAGUUGGGGAUAAUACAGAGUGCUACUUGUUCACGCAAGAAAGUGGCAGGUGGCGAAGACAAGGAAGUAUGACGGUCUCGACAGAUGCAUGUUUUGCUACCGGGUUCUCUGCUUCAGGCCGCAUGCUUGCUGUUGGUUCACAAGACGGGACCUGUUCACUGUUUGAUAUUCGCAUUACCAUCAACAAGCAGUCCUGUCUCUUCCGCUGUCGUACCUCGCGACCUUUUCCUCAUGGCAGCAUUCGUGCCCUGGCAUUUUCACCAAGUCCCCUCGACUUACUGGUCUUUACGGAGAGUACUUCCCAUGCGACAUUGCUUGAUUGUCGUGAUUUCUCACAGCCACAGCAGCGCUUGUCUGUACCACUGGCAGAUACAGCGAGAGAUAGGCAUCACGGUGAUGGGCACUAUGGCAUCGAUGGACGAGAUCGAGAGUUAUCUGGUGUGUGCUGGAGCAGAAGUGGAAGUCAAGUGUUUGUUGGAUCUGAGGAGACGGUGACGGGAUGGACGAUCAAUGCGACUGAACGCCGCUGCUUCCCUUCGUUGGAGAUGCGAUGA
This is a messenger RNA of Protomyces lactucae-debilis, 1038 nucleotides long. RefSeq names its product WD40-repeat-containing domain protein. The transcript has 2 exons. The coding region runs from base 1 to 1038 and encodes 345 amino acids. The record is from RefSeq and is a predicted model, not a curated record. Lineage: Eukaryota; Fungi; Ascomycota; Taphrinomycetes; Taphrinales; Protomycetaceae. Gene Ontology annotation, molecular function: protein binding.